GCUGUAGUCCUAAAAUGGAUGUGAAGCGCAUCAAGGAUUACCUCUCCUGGCUGUACUACCAGUAUCUGCUCAUAACCUGCAGCUAUGUCCUAGAACCCUGGGAAAAGUCCAUUUUCAACACCGUCUUACUGACCGCCAUUGCCAUGGUGAUAUACAGUUCCUACGUAUUCAUUCCCAUCCAUGUUCGUCUGGCUAUGGAAUUUUUUUGGGGGAUCUGUGGAGGGCAGCAUGAAAGUACUGUAGCAUUGAUGAGCUGACAUAUACUCAAUCUUUCUUACUCAACACGCCUCCUUAAUUGUGCACUUUCCUAUGCUUCCAAAACGGAUUGACAAGAAUUGGAUUGCAUGGCGUUUGAGCUGUGGCGAAGACUCUGCUGCUCUUCCCAUUGUUUUCUCCAGUGGACUCUGAAAAUAUGUUAAACGCAAAUCUUAGCUGCAUUAAAUACUUGUACCCA
Nanorana parkeri is the source of this 454-nucleotide messenger RNA. RefSeq names its product serine palmitoyltransferase small subunit B (gene SPTSSB). Bases 15 to 257 code for a protein of 80 amino acids. NCBI's taxonomy places the organism in Eukaryota, Metazoa, Chordata, Amphibia, Anura, Dicroglossidae. Gene Ontology annotation, biological process: endoplasmic reticulum organization; ceramide biosynthetic process. The record is from RefSeq and is a predicted model, not a curated record. The transcript has a single exon. Gene Ontology annotation, molecular function: serine C-palmitoyltransferase activity. Gene Ontology annotation, cellular component: serine palmitoyltransferase complex.